ACGUAGCUAGAGACGAAAUCUGUCAGGGAGGGGGGGCUGAAGAACAAAACAAUGACACGGCUCGGACGGAUUCAAAUAUAAGUGACACUGUCAGAAAAAGGACUUUUAAACCGGACAACACGGAUUCAUCAAAGUCAAAGAGUCCACGUAUGUCCUCAAACCUUGUGACGUCGACUACAUUUUGUUUUUGUUGAUAUGUUGUGGCAGCUCAUUUAACAGACCCGCAGGAGGCUAGCUGCCUGUUUGGACGGCUAUGCAUCUACAAGGCUCACUGCCUCUGUAAUUACAGCUUUUAUUUGGAAAAAAAGUUGAAAGUGUCCGUCAGAACCAGCUAGCUGAAACGAUGAAUGGGCAUGGCUCAUCUUCAGAAAAAGGAGUAAACACUAAUCUAAUAUGUCAAGAAAGUUAUGCCUGUGGUGGCUCUGAGGAGGCUGCGUUUGAGUGCGAUGACUGCAAAAGCCUGCAGUGUGUUCGUUGUGAGCUUGAGGUCCACAAACAGGAAGACUUGAAGAACCAUACGCGGUUUCAGAUAAGCCCCGGGCAUGUCCCCCUGUGUGACAAUUGCAAAGGAGCCAAUGGAGACAAUGGCAAACGCCACAGAGCUGUGGUCCGCUGCCAGAACUGCAAACUUAACUUGUGCCAAGAAUGCCAGAAACGCACCCACAGUGGAAGCAGCAGGAAGAAACACCAGCUAACAUCUUUUCCUCCACCACCUAAACCUGCAGAGGUCAACACUGUCCAAGCAUCCAUUCAGCCUGCUGUUGAAAUAGUCGAUGAAAUCAAAUCUCAGAGGGCAAAACUACUGGAGAAGGUGUCCAGUUUUCUCUUGGUCGAUGAGAAUGAGGAAAUGCAGGUAAAAGAUGAAGCUUCAUUUUUGAAUACCCUGAGCUGUAUCCCAGACCAGCUGCUGAAGGUGGUGUCCAUCUUUGGUAACACGGGAGAGGGCAAAUCUCACACCCUCAACCACACAUUCUUUUUGGGGAGAGAGGUGUUCAAGACUUCUCCAACACAAGAAUCGUGUACGGUGGGCGUGUGGACAGCCUUUGACCCCAUCCACAAAGUAGUGGUCAUCGAUACGGAGGGCCUGCUUGGAAACAGUUCGAAACAGGGCCAGAGGACCCGUCUCUUACUGAAGGUGCUAGCCAUCUCUGAUUUUAUUAUCUACCGCACCCAUGCCGACCGGCUUCACGAUGAUCUCUUCAAGUUCCUCGGCGACGCCUCGGAUGCCUACUUGAAGCAUUUCACCAAGGAGCUGAAGGCCACGACAGCACGCUGUGGGCUGGAUGUUCCUCUGUCGACCCUGGGUCCUGCAGUUGUUAUCUUCCAUGAAACGGUUCACACUAAGUUGCUUGGCUCAGGUAAGUCGUCAGAGUCAGUAGACCGGCUGCUGUUGGAGCGCUUCAGGAAGGUUUCCCGUUUUCCCGAGGCCUUCAGCUCAGUCCAUUACUGUGGCACGCAGACUCUCAACCCACCUACCGACUUCCAUGGCCUACAGAACAAACUGGCGCAGCUCCUGGAUAACAACGCUACCCGUUCCCCACGCACUCCUGUGGUUAUCUUCAAAGCACUGCAGGCACUGAGUGAGCGUUUCAGUGGCGAAGUAUCUGGUGAGCUGGUGUCCCAUAGCUGCUUCUUUCCUGAUGAAUACUUCACCUGCUCCAUCCUGUGCCUCAGCUGUGGGUCUGGCUGCAAGAACAGCAUGAACCACAUCGCAGAGGGCGUGUGCCACAAGGCAAAGCAUCGCUGCCGUUACUCUCCUCAGUAUGAUAACCGCAUUUACACCUGCAAGGCUUGCUACGAGGGAGGAAAGGAAGUGGUAGUCGUCCCUAAGACCUCGGCUUCCUCAGACUCUCCGUGGAUGGGCCUCGCCAAAUACGCUUGGUCCGGGUAUGUUAUCGAAUGCCCCAACUGUGGAGUGAUCUAUCGGAGUCGCCAGUACUGGUAUGGGAACCAGGAUCCUGUGGAUACAGUCGUGCGCACUGAGAUCCAGCACGUAUGGCCAGGAUCGGACGGCUUCUUAAAGGACAAUAACAACGCAGCACAGCGUCUUCUGGACGGAGUCAACCUAGUGGCUCAGUCUGUGACAGAGCUCAGCGUCAAGCCUGCCAAGGCCGUCACCUCUUGGCUGACGGAUCAGAUCGCUCCAGCCUACUGGAAACCCAACUCCCUCAUCUUGGUGUGUCACCAGUGUCACGCAGUCUUCCAGGACAACGACACCAAGCAUCACUGCCGUGCCUGUGGGGAAGGCUUAUGCGAUGGCUGCUCUUCCAAAGCCGCGCCCGUCCCCGAGAGAGGCUGGGGUCUUGACCCUGUCAGAGUCUGUGACGCCUGCUUCGAGCAGAGAGCCUCAUGCGAAGAGCGGCUUGAAACAGAGCCUGAGGAGGAGGAAGGUGGAAUCCUGGCCAGGAAGGUUGGAGAGGUGGUCACUAAUACCAUAGGGGUUGUCGUGACUGCGAUUGACAUCCCACUCGGUCUGGUGAAAGACGCGGCCCGUCCUGCUUACUGGGUGCCGGACCAGGACAUCCUGUCCUGCCACAACUGCCAGCGCGAGUUCACUGCCAAACUGUCCAAGCAUCACUGCCGCGCCUGUGGCCAGGGAGUGUGCGACGACUGCUCCCCAGAGCGCCGGCCGGUUCCGUCGCGGGGCUGGGAUCAUCCCGUGCGCGUGUGCACCAGCUGCAACCAGAAAGCGGGAGAACUUUAACAGGGAUGGCCUUCCUUUCCUCAGAGAGCCAGAGAGAGAGAGAGAGAGAGAGAGAGAACCGACCACUCACACAGCUCGCAGUCUUAUCACUGCUUUACCUCCGUUACACCAGUGGUUCUGCCUCGUAUCUGUGGCAAGGAAGUUUUUAGUCGCAUAUAUAGGACAUUUAGCAGACUUGGGAUUUCAGCGUUUCCUGUGGCCUUUGUAGAGCAGCCAGAACACACGAGUCGAGUGUGAAACCUAUCCUUUCCACUCCGCGGUGACUCUUAAUGACACAAAUCCCACAUUUUUACGUUCAAUACAGCCAUUCAGCUAUUUUUCUACUCUCAGAAAAUAUUUUAACGAAAAGUGUAUCAUUUAAAGAAUGCUAGAUAGUUGAGAACCCCAUGGGAGUUUGGCGUGAUUAGUUUCCAGCAGUUUCUCUGACGUAGUGCGUGUAAUGGCGAGGGAAUCUAUAUCUGCAGGCUCCAUUGCAUGCUGUAUUGCAACAUUUUUGUUUUUGCACUAAGCCUUUUUUUCAGCUGUUAUAGGCUGUAGCGUACCAUGGCUAAAACCCAGAUGUCCAGAUUAUCAAGAAUUUCUGUCCCUAACUCAUAUCUAAGGUCUGGAAGAGAGUGAGUGGAUAUCUGGUGUGCCAAAAGUCAUUCAGGUCAAUGUGUCUGUGCUAGUGUAAUGUCUUUAUUUUAUUUUUUGUUUAAAUCAUGUCAUUUGUGGUCGUUAAAAAAAAAAAAAAAAGCAUAGAAGCAAUGUUAGAGGAGUGUAAAUUUCAUAUGUUUAAAACUAUUUAUGUUCCGAAGAAAGAAAAUUACUUACUCGUGGUAUGCAUGAUAGCCUUUGAGAGAUCCAUGGCCUUUUAUUUGUUCAGAGCACAGACUCCGAAUAAACCUCACUUUUUAUUAUUGUUAUUAUUAUUAUUAUUAUUAUUAUUAUUACUACUAUUAUUAUUAUUAUUAUUAUACCAAGCAGCAUUUUUAAGUGUGUACACAUUCUCAAAAAACCUAUGUCUCAUGUUUCAAUUGUUUUUUUUAUGUUAUUUUAUGUUAUCAUAUGUAUGGAUAUGGUUUUGCUAAAUGUGAAAUAUCUAAAUUAGUCUUCAAACCAGUUUGAUGUGUUACUACGUUCAUGCCUCCAGGUCGUCCGUCUGACAGGAUGAUAACAAAGCUCACAGCUCAUUUGAGUUGUUAUAAUAUUGUAUCAUUUUUUUUGUUGUUUUUUUUUUUUUACAUUAGUUGUACUGUACGGAUAUUUAUAUUCUUUUGUAGUUACCACAUGUGAACGGAAACCUUUCCCCCCCAUAUUUAGUUUUUUUUCUGUCUGUCAACGUACACAUUAAAAAACAGAUGCUCAAACAUAGCAAUGACAGAAUACCGGACCCAUGUCAAGUGACUUGAGAUUUAACUUGUCUGUUUUUUUGUUGUUGUUUUUUGGCUUGAUUGAGUAGCAAGUCACAUGAUGGAUAUCAUACAAAGCACAAAGUGAUGCCUUUGAAACACACAUGGUUGUAUUUUAUUUUUAAAAAUAAGGGUAAAAAAAAAAAAAAGGGUCUUAUGUUGUUAAUGAUUGUAAGCUUUGUAGAUAAAGUGAACACUAAUCUUUUGCUCCUUACCUGGAACUUUUUGGUUCUGCUGAGAGGAGAUGUUGUUGUCUGCCUAUCUCAAAAUAGAUUUAUCUGUAUGAAUGUUGCAUCACCCACACACACACACACACACACACACACACGCCGUCCUCUGAAAUACUAAUGUUGCACAGGAUAGAUUAGGGAAUACAUCAUGUCAGAUCACUUGUACAGGACUCCAUUCUCAUGCGAGUACGUGCGGUCUGUUGAUCCUAAUAUUCUGCUGUGUGGUGGUGGUGGUGUCCUUUCUUUUCCUUUCUUUUCCUUUCUUUCUAGGCCGCGUGCCAAUAUGAACACUCCUCACCUACACACUAUAAAUCUAACAGGAUCGACCGACUGGUGUUUUUAAAGAAAAAACUUGAAAACUGACUUGAAAUGUUGGUGUGUGGAUAUGUGGCUGAAACUGAUGGAAGAUUUGCAUAUGAUUAAAGGUGUAUCUGGA
Messenger RNA from Solea solea (common sole), 4761 nucleotides. Its product is annotated as zinc finger FYVE domain-containing protein 1-like. NCBI's taxonomy places the organism in Eukaryota, Metazoa, Chordata, Actinopteri, Pleuronectiformes, Soleidae. The record is from RefSeq and is a predicted model, not a curated record. Gene Ontology annotation, molecular function: GTP binding; zinc ion binding; GTPase activity. The coding region runs from base 344 to 2704 and encodes 786 amino acids. The transcript is spliced from 12 exons.